GAGUCUGGAAGUUGACAUCUUGGAAUCUCUACCUUCGUAAUGGCCAGGAGACCCUAAGAAGUGCUACUACCCCUGCAGGCUUUCAACACGGUCCGCGUGAAAGGAAGACUUGAUGGGGUGCUGAGCACCCGUAGCGUGUGGCUCGAGUCGGAGGUGUUCAUGGCAGUUCUAGCACCCGGUGUCAGCUUUGUGGGGACAAGAUGAGGAUGUUUGUUAUCUUGUGUUCACGCGGCGAGUCGCAUGAGCGCAGGCUGGCGUUGAAGAGCCGCAAAAGGUGGUUGUUGUGGUGGUGUUGCGGAGGCAUGGUGGUCAAGCCCAAGGAGACCGCCUGCUCCCUCCUGACGGCGUCGCCCUGUUCAUGCUGUUGCUGGCUUCCUGUCUGGAUUCUCUUCAUCUAGAGCUGCUGCUCUUUACGCCUCCUGAUUCACGAGCUCUAACAGGCUGAGUUUCCUACUGCUAGGGGUGGAUGAAGGCAGUCGAGUCGCUACUCGCUUGUGGUCCGUGCAUUUUGUGUUCCUUUUCUGCACGCCCCUGCUGCUACUCUCCUUUCCUGCGCGCACCACCGACAUCACAGCGAACCUACAGAUCUCGACGAGACACCACUGACAGCGUUAUUACCUCUCCAAACCACGCACAAGACGCCCCUGAAUUCGCAAUGUCGGGCUUCAUCAUCAAACAAGAGGCCGUAGACGAGGAAGCUGGCGUGCCAUUCCGACAGCGCCAGCUGUACGUCCGAGGACCCCCACCACCACCUCAACCCAUGGACGUAGAGAUCGCGGCGAUUCGGGACCGUCUAGACGAGGUCGCCAAUAUCAGCCGCCAGCAGCAGCGCCGCCGCGACGUCGCUGAGCACCACGCAGCUGCCGUAGAGCACCUUAGAGAUGCCGCGGAGCACACCGUCGCCGCCCAAGCCCUCACCCUUGAGGAGCAGGAGGAGCAGAUCCGAGGCCUCCUGGAGGCCCUCAGCCGCCGGGACGCCGAGGUCAGGCACCUGCGGGCAGAGAACCAGCACCUCCGCGCCCAGCUGGAGACGCCUUCGGGCAGCGAUCGGGCCCGUCACACCCGUCGCCGCACGCCUCCAAUCCAGAACCCCUGGACCCGCCGUCGCUCGCGCUCGCCAGACCGUCGUGGACCGACCACCCCGCCUCGUCGUCGUAGCCCCCCGCCGCGUCGUUUUACCAACCGCCACCGAGACCUAGACGCCCCCCCGACGCCGACGAAAGACACCAGCAUGUUGGACUACUAGCGCUGAUUCGCGGAGUGCUGCCAAAGACACGGGAGAAGAGGGUUCAAAUCGGAAGCUUGGCGGAGCAGUUUCGGGAGCUGUGUUGGAGUAUCGGAACGGAUUCGAGGGUUUGACUGUGCCGGAAAACUUGCUGGAGGACGUGGUGCGAUUCGGAACCUGCUGCCGACGACAUCGACUUUGGACGACUGAAUUGGGUGAUUGUUUUUGGAGUUUCGGGAGUUGGUUUGGUGCGGUUGGGCGGAUUCGAGGAGUUGACUGGGGCGGAAAAUCGGUGCUGGGAGUGGUCAGAUUUGGGUGGUGUUUUGGAGUUCGGAAGUUUGAUAGUGGAAAUUUGAGAGUAGUUCUGUUGCUGCUUGCGGGCGGUAA
This is a messenger RNA of Mytilinidion resinicola, 1612 nucleotides long. RefSeq lists its product as uncharacterized. The transcript has a single exon. The record is from RefSeq and is a predicted model, not a curated record. Lineage: Eukaryota; Fungi; Ascomycota; Dothideomycetes; Mytilinidiales; Mytilinidiaceae. The coding region runs from base 467 to 1246 and encodes 259 amino acids.